AUGGAGGUACCCAGUGGCAGUGGCGGCAGCGACCCCAGCGGCGAUGGCGCUGGGGACAGUGCCCACCCGGACCCCGGGGCCCCCGGCGCCGCUGCGCCCAGUUCCGGUCCCGGACCGUGUGCGGCUGCCCGGGAGUCCGAGCGCCAGCUGCGCCUCCGCCUGUGCGUCCUCAACGAGAUCUUGGGCACCGAGAGGGACUACGUGGGCACCUUGCGCUUCUUGCAGUCGGCGUUCCUGCAUCGCAUCCGGCAGAAUGUGGCAGACUUGGUGGAGAAGGGCCUCACAGAGGAGAAUGUCAAGAUCCUGUUCUCGAACAUUGAAGACAUCCUGGAAGUCCAUAAGGAUUUCUUGGCUGCCUUGGAGUAUUGUUUACAUCCGGAGCCUCAGUCUCAGCACGAACUUGGGAACGUUUUCUUAAAAUUCAAGGACAAGUUCUGCGUGUAUGAGGAGUAUUGCAGUAACCACGAGAAGGCCCUGCGCCUGCUGGUAGAGCUGAACAAGAUCCCCACUGUGCGUGCCUUCCUGCUGAGCUGCAUGCUUCUGGGAGGCCGGAAGACCACAGACAUCCCUUUGGAGGGCUACCUGCUGUCUCCGAUUCAGAGGAUCUGCAAGUACCCGCUCCUCCUCAAGGAGCUGGCCAAGAGGACCCCUGGCAAGCACCCAGACCACCCCGCGGUCCAGAGUGCCCUGCAGGCCAUGAAGACCGUUUGCUCCAACAUCAAUGAGACCAAACGGCAGAUGGAGAAGCUGGAGGCCCUGGAGCAGCUGCAGUCCCACAUCGAAGGCUGGGAGGGCUCCAACCUCACAGACAUCUGCACCCAGCUCCUCCUGCAAGGUACUUUGUUAAAAAUCUCCGCAGGCAACAUCCAGGAGAGGGCCUUCUUCCUUUUCGACAACCUCCUUGUCUACUGCAAGCGGAAAUCCAGGGUCACUGGGAGCAAGAAGUCCACCAAGAGGACCAAAUCCAUCAACGGCUCCCUGUACAUCUUCAGGGGUCGCAUCAACACUGAGGUCAUGGAGGUGGAGAAUGUGGAGGAUGGGACAGCGGAUUACCACAGCAAUGGCUACACUGUCACCAAUGGCUGGAAGAUCCACAACACAGCCAAGAACAAGUGGUUUGUCUGCAUGGCCAAGACGGCGGAGGAUAAGCAGAAGUGGCUGGACGCUAUCAUCCGUGAGCGGGAGCAGCGCGAGAGCCUGAAGCUGGGCAUGGAGCGCGAUGCCUACGUCAUGAUCUCGGAGAAGGGUGAGAAGCUCUACCACAUGAUGAUGAACAAGAAGGUGAACCUGAUCAAGGACCGCCGGAGAAAGCUCAGCACCAUCCCCAAGUGCUUCCUCGGCAAUGAGUUUGUUGCCUGGCUCCUGGAAAUUGGCGAAAUCAGCAAGACAGAAGAAGGAGUCAAUUUGGGCCAAGCCCUGCUGGAGAAUGGUAUCAUCCACCAUGUUUCUGACAAGCACCAGUUCAAGAAUGAGCAGGUGAUGUACCGCUUCCGCUACGACGAUGGCACCUACAAGGCCCGGAGUGAGCUGGAGGAUAUCAUGUCUAAGGGUGUGAGGCUUUACUGCCGUCUUCACAGCCUCUACACCCCAGUGAUCAAAGACCGCGAUUACCACCUGAAGACCUACAAGUCGGUGCUUCCUGGGAGCAAGCUGGUGGAUUGGCUGCUGGCUCAGGGAGACUGCCAGACCCGGGAGGAGGCGGUAGCUCUUGGCGUGGGCCUGUGUAACAACGGCUUCAUGCACCAUGUGCUGGAGAAGAGUGAGUUCAAGGAUGAGUCCCAGUACUUCCGCUUCCAUGCUGACGAGGAGAUGGAGGGGACCAGCAGCAAGAACAAACAGCUUCGCAAUGACUUCAAGCUGGUGGAGAACAUUCUGGCCAAGCGCCUGCUGAUUCUGCCCCAGGAGGAGGACUACGGCUUCGACAUCGAGGAGAAGAACAAGGCUGUGGUGGUGAAGUCUGUCCAGAGGGGCUCGCUGGCCGAGAUGGCCGGCCUGCUGGUGGGGAGGAAGAUUUACUCCAUCAAUGAGGACCUGGUGUUCCUGCGGCCCUUCUCGGAGGUGGAGUCCAUCCUCAACCAGUCCUUCUGCUCUCGCCGCCCAUUGCGUCUCUUGGUGGCCACCAAGGCCAAAGAGAUCAUCAAAGUCCCCGAUCAUCCAGAGGCACUGUGCUUCCAGAUCCGUGGAGCUGCCCCGCCUUACGUCUAUGCUGUGGGGAGAGGCUCGGAGGCUGUGGCUGCAGGGCUCUGUGCAGGUCAGUGCAUCCUGAAGGUCAGCGGCAAUAAUGUGAUGAAUGAUGGUGCCCUCGAGGUCCUAGAGCACUUCCAGGCAUUCCGGAAUCAGCGAGAAGAGGCCCUGGGCCUGUACCAAUGGAUUUACCGUACCUACGAGGAUGCCCAGGAGGCCCGAGUCAGUCAGGGGGUGCUGGAUGAGGACCCCAGUGGCGAGGGGGCCCAGGAGGAAGACCAGCCAGACUCAGCCUUCCCUCUGCUGUCCCUGGGCCCCCAGCUGAGCCUGCGUGAGGACAGCCCUGUGGUCAGCCUGACCGUGGACAAUAUGCAUCUGGAGCACGGUGUGGUGUAUGAGUACGUGAGCACAGCGGGUGUCAAGUGCCACGUGCUGGAGAAGAUUGUGGAGCCCCGUGGCUGCUUUGGCCUCACUGCCAAGAUCCUCGAGGCCUUUGCUGCCGAUGACAGUGUCUUCGUGCAGAACUGCGGGCGGCUCAUGGCCCUGAGCAGCGCCAUCAUGACCAUGCCCCAUUACGAGUUUCGCAACAUUUGCGACACCAAGCUGGAAAACAUCGGCCAGAGAAUUGCCUGCUAUCGGGAGUUUGCAGCCCAGCUGAAGAACAGGGUCAGCCCACCCUUCAAACAAGCACCCCUGGAGCCCCAUCCUCUCUGUGGCCUGGACUUCUGCCCCACCAACUGUCACGUCAACCUCAUGGAAGUGUCCUACCCGAAGACCACCCCCUCAGUUGGCAGGUCCUUCAGCAUCCGCUUCGGUCGCAAACCCUCCCUCAUUGGCCUUGAUCCAGAGCAAGGCCACCUGAACCCCAUGUCCUACACCCAGCACUGCAUUACCACCAUGGCAGCUCCAUCCUGGAAGUGCUUGCCUGCUGCAGAUGGGGACCCCCAAGGACAGGGUCUCAGCAAUAGUAGCUUUGGAUCAGCCAGUGGGGCUCUUGGCCAUGAAGACCGGGGCCUGAGCUUCCUGCUCAAGCAGGAAGACCGUGAGAUCCAGGAUGCCUACCUGCAACUCUUCACCAAAUUAGAUGUGGCCCUGAAGGAGAUGAAGCAAUAUGUCACCCAGAUCAACAGGCUGCUGUCCACCAUCACGGAGCCCACCUUGGGUGGCUUGUGUGACCCACCCUUGGCUGAGGAGGCCUCCUCCUCCCCGCUGGUCAGUGAAGAGAGCGAGAUGGACAGGACUGACCAUGGGGGCAUCAAGAAAGUGUGCUUCAAGGUGUCUGAGGAGGAUCAGGAGGACUCAGGCCAUGAUACCAUGAGCUAUCGUGAUUCCUACAGUGAGUGUAACAGUAAUCGAGACUCGGUCCUGUCCUACACCAGCGUGAGAAGUAACAGCUCCUACCUGGGCAGUGACGAGAUGGGAUCUGGGGACGAGCUGCCCUGUGACAUGCGGAUCCCGUCAGACAAGCAAGACAAGCUUCAUGGCUGCCUGGAGCAUCUCUUCAACCAGGUGGACUCCAUCAACGCACUUCUCAAGGGGCCAGUCAUGAGCAGGGCUUUUGAAGAGACCAAGCACUUCCCCAUGGACCACAGCUUACAGGAGUUCAAACAGAAAGAAGAGUGUACAAUCCGUGGCCGGAACUUGAUCCAGAUCAGCAUCCAGGAGGACCCCUGGAACCUCCCCAACUCCAUCAAGACCCUGGUGGACAACAUUCAGAGAUACGUGGAAGAUGGGAAGAACCAGCUGCUCCUAGCCUUGCUGAAAUGCACAGACACGGAGCUGCAGCUGCGCAGGGAUGCCAUCUUCUGCCAGGCCCUGGUGGCCGCAGUGUGCACCUUCUCCGAGCAGCUGCUGGCAGCCCUCAGCUACCGCUACAACAACAACGGCGAGUACGAGGAGAGCAGCCGCGAUGCCAGCCGCAAGUGGCUGGAGCAGGUGGCGGCUACGGGCGUCCUCCUGCACUGCCAGUCCCUGCUCACACCGGCCGCUGUGAAGGAGGAACGGACUAUGCUAGAGGACAUCUGGGUGACCCUGUCGGAGUUGGAUAAUGUCACCUUCUCCUUUAAGGAGCUGGAUGAGAACUAUGUGGCCAACACCAACGUCUUCUACCACAUUGAGGGCAGCCGGCAGGCGCUGAAGGUCAUCUUCUACCUCGACAGCUACCACUUCUCCAAGCUACCCUCCCGCCUGGAGAGCGGAGCUAGCCUGAGGCUGCACACCGUGCUUUUCACAAAAGCUCUGGAGAAUGUGGAGGGGCCACCUCCUCCAGGCAGCCAGGCGGCGGAGGAUUUACAGCAGGAGAUCAACGCUCAGUCCCUGGAGAAAGUGCAGCAGUAUUACCGCCAACUCAGAGCGUUUUACCUGGAACGGUCUAACCUGCCCACGGAUGCCAGCACCACAGCAGUGAAGAUAGACCAGCUGAUACGCCCAAUCAACGCCCUGGACGAGCUCUGCCGCCUCAUGAAGGCCUUUGUCUAUCCCAAACCUAGUGCUGGUGGGAGUUUGGGUGCCGGCCUCAUCCCCAUCUCCUCCGAGCUCUGCUACCGCCUGGGGGCUUGCCAGAUCACCAUGUGUGGUACGGGCAUGCAGAGGAGCACCCUGAGUGUGUCCUUGGAGCAGGCGGCCGUGCUGGCACGGAGCCAUGGACUGCUGCCCAAGUGCAUCAUGCAGGCCACGGACAUCAUGCGCAAGCAGGGUCCCAGGGUGGAGAUUCUGGCCAAAAACCUCCGGGUCAAGGAUCAGAUGCCCCAGGGUGCCCCACGCCUCUACCGCCUCUGCCAGCCGCCAGUGGAUGGAGACCUCUGAACACCAAGAUGCCCCCCGCUCAGCCGCGUCCUCUGGAGCUGGGAUUUGGGAGGACACAGUGGGGCCAAGCCAGCCUUCUUCAGAGAUGGCCCGAGGCCUCUGCUCCCACCUGUCCUGGGACCCGCCUGGCCUCUACCACCUCUCUCGAGGACAAGCCUCUACUCCACUCUUCAGCAAAGUGGCUGAUUGGCCCUGGGCCAGCACAUUCUCCAUACUUCUGCCAGAAGCCUGAAGGGUGCUGAGGACCCUCAGAGCUUAUGGGUGCAUCCAGGGCCUGGGCUCUGGCCUCUGCAUCCCCAGGACACAGGGAAAAGUCAUGGGGCGCCGCAGCAGCUGGGAGCCCACAGCCCCAACUCCCUCCAGUGGCUCAACCUGCACUUUUGAAAGCCCUGGUUUCCUUCUAAGUCCACAUUCCAGGCGACCACACGUGUCUCCUCCUCCUCCCCUUCCAGAUCCACCCUAACCCUGUACUAACCUGCUCGGUGGACUUGGAGAAGCUGGGUCUCUGCUAGGAAAGACGGAGGGACAGGGCACGACACCUUUUACCAAGAGGACACCGGAGAGCACACCAGCUUGCGACAUCACCACCACUUGAACUUGAGCCAUCAGCCCUGGGCACAAGAUUUGCUCCGGCUUUGUUUAUAUGGUGUGAAAUCUCUGGUUUAUUUUGGGAUAUUUUGUUGUUGGUGUUGUCAGGACCUUUCCCCCCCUCCAAAGAUGGGUGAUUAUAUAUUUGACAUUUUAAAUUUCAAAGAAAUGUAUGUUGUCUAACAGGGGACCAACAUAAGGUAGUAUUGACAACUUUUCCUAGCUCUACUAAAAAAGAAAGCAAAAAACAAAACAAAACUAAAUUAUUGAAAAUUCAAAAAAUGUCAGUAUUUCCUCUUUUUUAAUGUGAGGGUUGUAAGGUAUCACUUGCAGGCAUCGAUUAUGAUUCGUCUUCCCACCCACCCUCCAUUCUCCAGCAAUUGGUCAGUGUUAGAACUUUGCUGUCUUUGAAUGACUGGCUGCAAGGGUUUGAGAGGUGUCUGGGCCAGGGUUGGGGAGCUGAUGGGGGUUGAACCACCCACCUGAGAUGCCAUCCCACACGGGUAGGAGGGCCACUGGGAAACACAAGUGGUGGCUUCUGUAAUUUAUUUUUUUAAUGUUCACUUUUCAAAGCAGGGCAUUUGGGACUUCUCAGCCAGCCAGAGAGACAGGAAGCCACCCUGCCCACUUUCUGGGCAGAGGGGUCCACACAGGGACCCCCUCAACAGUUUGUUCCGCAGCUCCUGUGUGCCUGCAGGGAAAUGUCCCAGCGGAGGAGGAAACGAGAGGAUGACUCGUCACCCCUGGCUGGUGGGUGAGAUCCAGUGUGAGGCUCCUGCUGCACCUGACACCAGGGGACUUGAAGUCCCACCUGCAUCUUGGCCCCCUCCGCCCCCAGCAGCCACCUUCCCUUUCUUGCCACCAUGCACAGGAUUGCAGGAGGUGGCCUUGUCACUGUAUCUUGUCACAGAUACAACAGAGAAGAGAAGGGCCCCUGAGGGCCAGGGCGUCAUGCACUGGUUUACUUUAAAAUGUACAGAUUUUUCUCAUUUAAUUCUUGAUAGAUUUUUAUUAUUAUUAUUAAAAGUCAGUUUAUAAUACACUGAA
This is a messenger RNA of Galeopterus variegatus (Sunda flying lemur), 6624 nucleotides long. RefSeq names its product phosphatidylinositol-3,4,5-trisphosphate-dependent Rac exchange factor 1 (gene PREX1). Lineage: Eukaryota; Metazoa; Chordata; Mammalia; Dermoptera; Cynocephalidae. Gene Ontology annotation, biological process: intracellular signal transduction. Gene Ontology annotation, molecular function: guanyl-nucleotide exchange factor activity; protein binding. The record is from RefSeq and is a predicted model, not a curated record. Bases 1 to 4989 code for a protein of 1662 amino acids. The transcript is spliced from 40 exons.